GGGUUGUAACAGUGAGAAGAGAAAGUAGAAUUUAUUAGGCUUCUUUUAAGCCUUUAGAUACAUGUUGUUCUGAAAUCUCAUGGCAUGCUUAGAAAUGUACAACUCCGAUCACCACCACCACCAUCCAUGCGGCGCCCCAAUGAGCCCCAGAAUCUCCUUCUCAAACGACUUCGUAGAUAUCCAACAACCCUUGAAGCAGCAAGAAAGAACAGAUGAAGCUCCUCCUGCUUCCUCGGACUUCGAGUUCUCAGUCACCAACUACUCAAUGAUGAGCGCUGACGAGCUCUUCUUCAAGGGCAGGUUGUUGCCGUACAAGGAUAACAAGCCUCUUACUCAUAGAUCCCCCACCACUCUCAGGGAGGAGCUGCUUCUUCAUCAUGAUGACGAUGCUUCUUCUUCUGCUUUCUCACUCAGACCUCCAAAGUCUUCUUCUUCAACAAGGUGGAAGGCCUUUCUGGGUCUCAGAAAAACCCACAUUGCUUCUAGUAAGAAAGCUGACAAGCCUGAAACUACAACUCCCUCAUUAUUGCUCAAUCAGGGAUCACCAUCAAUUAAUCUCACUUCUCAGGAUGUGAUGAAUGAGGGAGACUCAAGCUGCAGUGAUUUGGAGAUUGGGAUUUAAAACGGCUAGGAAGGAAGCUUCUUAAGUUUAAUUAAUUAAGGUGCUGCUUGAAUUUGUAGAGGAAUUAAUGGACCAAUUUUUGUUGUCCUUGUUGUUUUUGUUCCUUGCCUUAAUGUGGUAGGAUUUUGCCUUGUUGUAACGAUUUAUGUUCAUUUCGUAGGGAUUAUUAGGAUUUCGGGUGUUGCCUGUACAAAUUUAAUCUGCUUUUCUAAUCUUUUUCUUCAUGCAUUUCAACAUCUACGUGCCACUCUUAUUUGACUCA
Molecule: messenger RNA, 884 nt
Organism: Arachis duranensis
Lineage: Eukaryota; Viridiplantae; Streptophyta; Magnoliopsida; Fabales; Fabaceae
Exons: 2
Coding region: 80-622 (180 amino acids)
Source: RefSeq, a predicted model, not a curated record